CCGCGGAUCAGCCGGUCGAAAUAAUACCCAUGGAGUGGCAUCAUUCGCCCGGUCCUCUAGAAACAUCGCUUGAGUAUUUCUUCAAUCAAAGACAGGGCGAAAACAGAGAAAUCGUCGACUUGCACCCAGAUGAUUCAGAUUGGCUUACGGCCUGUUGGGUGCUGAAAAUAGCUCUAGCCCACACUGUCAUCGAAGAUAGAGUCCGAGGUCCCUUCCCGCUAUGUCAUCUUGACCUACAUUUUGGCAAUCUUCUAUUCGAUGAUGAAUACAAUCUGACUGGAGUGAUUGAUUGGAGCAACGCACAGGCAGCUCCACUCGAACAAUUGUCCGUAUGUCCUGAACUAGUCAUUUUCCCUGGGCUAUCUCAGGAGAAAAAUCAACCAAUCGUGGACUUUAAGACGCUUGUGAUACAGUUCUUAAAGGAAAUGGAGAAUGAGAUAUCUAAAGGGGUAGGAAAAUCAACACCUUUAGAUGAGCAGCAAGAGAAUAUGGAACAGAGUCAGCAUCUUACCCGACUAUCCACCUACAUGGCCUCCGAAAGCGCUGAAGUCAUGCAUCGUCAGUACAUGGCUCCACCGAAGGGGAGCCUAUGGGCUUCUAAGAGGGUUGUGAAGCUCAUUUAUGGGGAUAAUAUCUCAUGGGAACAACUGAGAAAGGUAUAUGGUUGCAUGCCGCUUCUCUAA
Molecule: messenger RNA, 683 nt
Organism: Periconia digitata
Lineage: Eukaryota; Fungi; Ascomycota; Dothideomycetes; Pleosporales; Periconiaceae
Source: the annotation of a GenBank genome assembly